AAGUAUUUUUUUUAAUAGAAAAAAUAAAAAGUAAUCCAACUUCUAGUAGUAGGGCAUGGAUUCCAUGGUACUAUUACCUUGAAAACAACAUUUUAAAAUGAAUGAAAUAUAAUUUCUGAUAAUGGAUGGGUAUAAAUGUGUUUUUUCCCCUUUUUCGAUCAAAAGAAAAUAGAUUGACGAUGGGAUUACCAAAUGCGAGCGGUGACUUGUCUACUGAAGUUGAGGUAGAUGCUUUCAGACGCCUCUUUCCCCUUCGUUUCUACGAGAAACAUCUUUUAGAGUCUAUACGUCCUGAUGCUCGUCCGCUUGGAAGAGCAAGAGAAACCACCAUUGCCCCUGGGGCUGUUGCAUCUGCUAAUGGUUCAGCACUUGCAAAAAUUGGUUCAACUACUAUGUUGGCUGCUAUCAAAAUGGAGGUCAUGACCCCUUCAUUGGAAACACCGGAUGAGGUUGUAUAGGUUUGCUGCCCGAUUGAUUUCCACAUGCCUCCAAUUUGUUCUCCAAUUGUUAGGCCUGGCCGACCGGCUGAGGCAGCACCAGUCGUGGCAAAGCAAUUGUCAGACACUAUUUUAAGCUCUGGCAUGAUCAAUUUGAAGGAACUGUCCGUGGUUAGUGGAAAAGCUGCUUGGAUGGCAUAUUUGGACAUAUACUGUUUGGAUGCUGAUGGUGCUCUUUCUGACACUGCAUUACUCUCAGCUGUUGCUGCCUUUUCUCAUUUGGAAAUCCCGGUGGUAUCUCUCAAUGACGAUGGAAAGAUCGUUUUAUCAGAGGAACAAGGACUAUCUGACAGGGAACCAGUCAAUAAGGAGAAGAGAAAAAUUAAUCUGAGCAGCAUUCCGUUUUCAUUGACAUGUGUACUUCACAAGAACUACAUUUUGGCAGAUCCUACUGCCGAGGAAGAAUCUAUUAUGGACACGAUUGUAACCGUGGUUUUAGAUUCAUCUAGUCAACUCAUCUCGCUUCAUAAACCAGGUGGAACAGUUCUAGCAUAUACAUCAGCUAAUGGACCAAAAGCUUGGAACUAAAAAUUACAUUAACCCUCGAAAUUAUAUUGUUAAAAUUAUGGUUAAUGUAAUUUUUUACCCCUAAACUCUGCAAUUAAGUCCACUUUAGUAUCUAAACUUUUUUUUAUCCACAUUAGUCUUGGAACUUGGCAGCUUUUUCCAAUUUGGUCCCUAAAUUGGGUUCCAUUAAGGUGUGAGCAUAACACUCUAAGAUUGUGCCACUUCUUCAAACAAUCUCCAAGUGUCUCGUUAUCACACUUUAUGAAAAUCAACUUGCAAUGACCAAAAUGGAAAAAGUUGCCAAGUUCCAAAACUAACAUGGGCCAAACAAAUUGCAAAGUUCAGGAGCUAAAAUUUAUAUUAACCCUUAAACUUAUACUGAACUAAUGGACCAAAAGCUUGAUAUGAAAAUAACUUUUCCAUGGAUGCAGGACUGCAUUGCAUUAACACGGCAAAGAGUGAAGGAACUUCAAAAGAUUCUAGAUGAAGCCAUUUCUGGUAUGAAGGUUGACUAAUCUUGCACCUAUUAAUUUAAUGUUAAUAAUUUAUCUUUUCUUAAUUAUUGUUGUUUGUUCUAUUGCGUUUGUUUAGUGACAUUAUUAGUUCAGGGACUGGUUGUGGAGGGUGUAAUGAACCAAUUCUUGUAUGCUUAAAAGUGGCAAAUUUUGUUUAUUGCCUUUUGGUAUGUUAAAAAUGUUCCCUUUUUGUUCUAUAGAAUUUCUUGAUGUUGAAAGUAUAUGCUAAGUCCCUCUG
Molecule: messenger RNA, 1757 nt
Organism: Gossypium raimondii (Peruvian cotton)
Lineage: Eukaryota; Viridiplantae; Streptophyta; Magnoliopsida; Malvales; Malvaceae
Exons: 7
Biological process (GO): nuclear mRNA surveillance; U5 snRNA 3'-end processing; TRAMP-dependent tRNA surveillance pathway
Cellular component (GO): cytoplasmic exosome (RNase complex); nuclear exosome (RNase complex)
Source: RefSeq, a predicted model, not a curated record